UACUGGCUCAAUGAAUUAUUUGGUGUCUUUAUAAUAUAUAUACCCAAAGAGCUGGGGAUAUAUGCAAAAGCCUCAAUCUAUUGACAAAGCCAUGAAAUCAACAUAAACCACCCGCAACACACAACUAGUAAAACCGCAUCGCAUCCUCGUCCCCAAGUUAGCUAAAGGCUCUCUACAAAUCGCACUUAAGCCUCAUCACCAGCACCACACCUAACCAUGGACGACGGCCUCGACGAAUUCGAGAAGACCCUCGCAACCGAGAAAAGAGCCCGCGAAGACGAAGAAUCCAAAUCCAAAUCGCGCAGCGACCGCCACCGUCACCACCACCGCAGCCACCACCACAAAUCCCGCGACGACGACUCCUCCGAGCGACGCCAUCACCGGCGCUCGCGCGACUACAACGAUGAUGGACACAGGCAUAAGCGUCAGCACCGCGACUCCUCCCGCGACGAUGAGCGUAAACGGCGACACCGCGACAACUCCUCCCCUGACGAGGAGCGCAAACGGCGGCACCGCCACGAGAAAACUACAGAUCCUAAAGAAGACCUGCCUCUCCCCGAUGAAGAGAUACCGCAGACCGAUGCGCCGCUAGGCGCAGCGCCGGCGGUGAAGCGCGAUGCGUGGAUGACGGCGCCGGGGGCGCUGGAGGUGGAUUAUACGCAGAGGGGGGCGAAGAAGGAGGAGAAGGGUACGGUGGAGGAGAAGAUGGAGAUUAAAAUCCAUCGGAACGAGUUGAAUCACCAAUUAAAGGAUGUAAGGCUAGAAGAGGAUGAGGCUGUUGAGCCAGAAGAGGGGGAGAGGGAGGUAGAGUAUACGUUUGGGGACAGUGGUGCGCAGUGGAGGAUGACGAGGUUGAAGGCUGUGUAUAGGGAGGUAGAGGAGGGGAAGAGGACGCUGGAGGAUGUGGCGGUUGAGCGGUUGGGGGGACUACGCGAGUUUGAUGAUGCGAGGGAAGAGGAGGUGGAGUUGGAGAGGAGGAAGUUGUAUGGAAAGGGGUAUGUCGGGAAGGAGAAGCCGAUUGGGGAGUUGUUUGAGGAGAGGAAGGCGGCGAUGGGGGUGAAGAGGCAGAGGGAGGAGAAGGAGGCGGCGGAGGCUGCGAGGGAUUUACCGCAGGGGAGGGUUAUGGAGGAGCAGCAGGCCCAGGCUCCUGUGGUGCGGGUCGACCAGACUCAGCUCAAUAGGAUGAAAGCCCAGCUGAUGAAGGCGAAGCUUAAGGGGUCCGCUGACGUGGCAAAGCUUGAGGCCGAGUACAACGAAGCAGCCGCCGGACUUCUCGCCAGAGGCCCUGAAGUCAUCGUCCUCGGAGAAAUGGAGAACAGACUCCUCGCCGGUACGCGUGGCGAAGUGGUCUCCAUCGACAAUAAGCGCGGCCGCGAGCGCGGCCUCGUCAAAUCCAACGAAGACAUGAGCAUCGAAGACAUGGUCCGUGAAGAGCGCCGCACCAAAUACCAAGCCGGCGGCGAAGGACGUAAAUUCGCCGAGCGCAUCGCCAAAGACACGAAAUUCGAGAACAACCUCGACUACCUCAACGACAACACCGCGAAGCUCGCCAAGUCUGCCCCUAAGUCUGAGAUGAACCUCAAGAACAUGGCCAUCGGGGAGUUCCAGAAGAUGAACCGCAUCCUUGAUGCCUGUCCGCUGUGUCAUCACGAGGACCGUAAUCAGGCGCCUGCUGCGCCUAUUGUCUCGUUGGGGACCCGCACCUUUUUGACGCUCCCUACUACCCCUGAGAUCGCGGACGGCGGGGCGGUCAUUGUCCCUAUCGCGCAUCGCACGAACUUACUCGAGUGCGAUGACGACGAGUGGGAUGAGAUCCGCAACUACAUGAAGAGCCUAACACGCAUGUAUCACGACCAAGGCCGCGCCGUCAUCUUCUACGAGAACGCCGCCGCCCCCAACCGCCGCCCCCACGCAGCCCUCCAAGCCGUCCCCCUCCCCUACGAGCUCGGCGACACAGCGCCUGCAUUUUUCCGCGAAGCGAUCCUAGCAUCCGACGAGGAGUGGACGCAGCAUCGGAAGUUGAUUGAUACGGGGAAGGCGGCCAAGGGGGGUAUGGGGAGGUUAGCGUUUAGGAGGACGCUGGCGAAGGAGAUGCCGUAUUUUCAUGUUUGGUUUGAUCUGGAUGGGGGGCUGGGACAUGUGGUUGAGGAUGCAAAUCGCUGGCCGAGGGGGGAUUUGUUCGCGAGAGAGGUGAUUGGGGGGAUGUUGGAUGUGGAGCCGGAUGUGGUGAAGAGGCAGGGGAGGUGGCAGAGGGGGGGGAAUGUGGAGAGGAUGGAGGGGUUUCAGAAGAGGUUUAGGAAGUUUGAUUGGGCGAGGGUGUUGACAGAUGGGGCGUAG
Pseudogymnoascus destructans is the source of this 2337-nucleotide messenger RNA. RefSeq lists its product as uncharacterized. Gene Ontology annotation, cellular component: post-mRNA release spliceosomal complex. The record is from RefSeq and is a predicted model, not a curated record. NCBI's taxonomy places the organism in Eukaryota, Fungi, Ascomycota, Leotiomycetes, Thelebolales, Thelebolaceae. Gene Ontology annotation, biological process: mRNA splicing, via spliceosome. The coding region runs from base 217 to 2337 and encodes 706 amino acids. The transcript has a single exon.